Molecule: messenger RNA, 1460 nt
Organism: Salvia miltiorrhiza (redroot sage)
Lineage: Eukaryota; Viridiplantae; Streptophyta; Magnoliopsida; Lamiales; Lamiaceae
Product: E3 ubiquitin-protein ligase RING1-like
Exons: 1
Coding region: 478-1311 (277 amino acids)
Biological process (GO): protein ubiquitination
Molecular function (GO): transferase activity
Source: RefSeq, a predicted model, not a curated record
UUUAUCCUAAAAUAUGUAACAAAGUCAAUGCUAGUAUAAAAUACUGAACUGGAAUGGAGGUGGGAAAAAAACAAGAGGCAUGUGUGUAGUUGUGAGUGACAGUUUCCUUAAAACAAAUUCAAGUAGGAUCCUAUUUGGAAGAUGACUAUUGAGUAUUGAAUAUGUCAAACAUCAUCUGUAUAGUUUCAUAGUUGUAAGAAUUAAAGGAAUAAUGUUUGUGGUGUUCCAUAUUUAAUAGGAAGAAAGCUUUUUACCUGAAUCACCGAAUUAACCAUCACAAAACUACAACGUAUUGUGGGGCUUGAGUUUGGAAAGUUGGUGGCGCAAUGCCCCACCUCUCUACGUAAUCGCUUUAUACUAAUCAAUUAAUUAAUCUAUUCAACUAAACCUCCCACCUUCUCCCCUUGAAACCUUUUAAUCAAUUCAUUUUUUCCCAUGAAUCCAAAUACUAUGAUUUUCCUUUGAAAUUCUUCACUUAUGAUGGCCGCCCUUCAUCACAGAAAAAUCCUAAUUGCAGAACCCAAUAAUUUCACCACAAAUUAUGCCACCGAUUGUUACUUAUGCUACGUUUGCCCCGAAAACUGCUACCUAUCACCGCCUCCACCACAACUACUCCCUCAGCCGCCCCAAUUUGCCGAUCCCAAUCCGAUCAAAAGCCACGUUCCGACGGUCCUGAUUCUGAUGCUUUGCGUUCUGGGAGUGGCAUUCCUAGUCCUCUCCUACCUGACCCUGGCCAGAUACCGGCGCCGGAGAAAUCUAGGGCCUAUGGAACCUUCGAGAACGAAUUUCGCCGACGAGAACCAGGGCCCGAUGGUGGACCACCCCAUCUGGUACAUCCGCACCGUGGGCCUCCCCCAGACGGCCAUCGACGCCAUCGCGUCGUUCCCGUACCGUAAGGCCGACGGCCUGGUCGACGGCAACGACUGCGCCGUGUGCCUGAACGACUUCCGCGACGGCGAGGCUGUGCGGCUGCUCCCCAAGUGCAGCCACGCCUUCCACCUCGACUGCAUUGACACGUGGCUCCGAUCGCAUAAGAACUGUCCCGUCUGCCGCGCCGCCAUCGUCGCCGGCGAGGCCAAUUCGCGUCGAGCCGAGGCGAGCUCGAGCAGCCCGCAGCGGAAUCCGGCAGAAUUGCGGGGUGGUGUGAGGAGAUCGGUUUCGAUGGAUUUGUCGUGUGCGUCGAAUUCGAGCAUUUAUAGGGCGAUGAAGAGGUCGUUGUCGUUGAGUGGGAAGAGAUCGUUGAGGAAGGAUAGCAGCAGCAGCAGCCCUCAAUCGUUUCUCUUGCAAGAGAUUCAUCUGCAAAUACGAUAGCUACGGAUUUUGGGUAUCCAAAUUUUAAUUCAAUUCGAUAAUUUCAUGAAUGAGAUUUUGAGAUGGUGUUAUUGUCCAUAUUCCUAAACAUAUUUGGCACAAGGCUUGUAAAUAUUUUUACGGAAUAUAGCGAUAUCAUUUUUUCCUUC